Molecule: messenger RNA, 1920 nt
Organism: Gallus gallus (chicken)
Lineage: Eukaryota; Metazoa; Chordata; Aves; Galliformes; Phasianidae
Gene: EDN1
Product: endothelin 1
Exons: 5
Coding region: 163-780 (205 amino acids)
Biological process (GO): vein smooth muscle contraction; regulation of vasoconstriction; regulation of systemic arterial blood pressure by endothelin
Cellular component (GO): extracellular region
Molecular function (GO): endothelin A receptor binding; hormone activity; endothelin B receptor binding
Source: RefSeq, a predicted model, not a curated record
AGCCAGACGCGCCGUGCCGCCCCGAGCCGCCGCCUGCCCCUGCGCCCCGCCGCCAGCGGGAGCCAGCGCCCCGCCGGCCACAGGAGAAGCCUCGUCCCUCCUCCCUCCCCGCUCCUCGGCUCUCUCUUAAACCCGUCUCGCCUCCCUCUCCCGCCGCCCGCUAUGGAUUGCAGCCGCCUGUUCCUCCCGCUGCUCGUCGCGCUGUGCCCGGCGCUGCUGCCGGCAGCACCCGGAGCCGAAGUGAACGCCGCAUCGCCGCCGUCCCCCGCUGCCGCUUCGCACCGCCGAGCCCGGCGCUGCUCCUGUUCGUCGCUGCUGGACGAGGAGUGCGUGUAUUUCUGCCACCUGGAUAUCAUCUGGAUCAACACCCCCGAGAAGACUGUUCCCUAUGGUCUUGGAGGCCCUUCUCGGUCCAGAAGAUCACUGAAGGACAUAAUGCCAGAGAUGCUUGCUGGAGCCAGCAGCAGAUGCCGAUGUGCCAGCCAGAGAGACAAGAAAUGUCUGAACUUCUGCCAGACGGGAAAAGAUCUCUGGGCUCAGUCCACAGCAGAGAAAACCUCACGUCACCGCAACAAAGCUGGUGGUUGCAUUGGACCUAAAUGCAUGAACCAACAGUUUGUUGACAGCAGGAAAAUGAAGAGGCUGGAGGCUGUUGGUAACAGUAUCAAAGCUUCCUUCAGUAUUGCAAAGCUGAAAGCUGAGCUCCAGAAAGGACGGAAGCUGAAACAUAACAGGGCAAGCAAAAGGCAAAGCAUCUGGAAAAGCCUGAAAACAUUCUAGUGGGAGGAUCACCCCGUCUUUCUUCAUUAUGUUUGCUGUUAAAGCAUCACCAGAAUUCUUUGACUUUUAACAUUCCACAAUGGCAAAGGGCCUAUCUGUCCAACUGUUUGUGCAGCAGGACAAAACGCUGAGGAAGUCCCAUAUUUGGAGCUAUAAAAGCAAAGGAUUUCAUCCUAUCGGAAUUCAGAUGAAUGGGGAGAAGGGAAAUCCACAGUAAUAUACCUUAAAAGUCAUCGUUCUGAAGAAACAUUUGAAUAUCGCUACUGGAAUGUUACCCAUCAGCUGGGCAGCUUUCAGGGUCUACAUAAAAAGCAUUUUGCAAGGAAGACCUGACUGAUGUACUUAGAAAGGACAGAAAGAAAGAUCUGAGUGGACAAACAUCGAAGUAAAAACUGUUACUUCUUGAUUAAAAUGCAAAAAUGAAAGCCGCAGUGCUACUCUUAUCAGGACUUACUGCAUAUAUACAUGUCUACCUCGCAUACUGUUUGUUGCACUCCUGCUAGAGUAUUUUUAUACCUUGUUAUUGCCUUAACUAAUCAGCUGCAACCCUUUGCCUUUUUUCAGAAGUCUAGUUUACUUGUACAACCAGAGUUAUCUGAAUGUGGGUUAGAUGCUGUGCUUGUUCACAUAGCCAAAGUCUUUUGCCUUUGGAUACCAAAGGGCCAUUCAGCAGAAAAUAAAUGUUGGAAGGCACUGAUAGGUUUCCCAUAACAAGGAUAUCUGGCUAACAAGUUCUAAUAAUAGAGAUUGUUGUGUCUUACACACCGCCAAAACAGCACUGGAGUGGAGCUGUACCAGAUACUGUUGUGAGAUUCAUUCAGUGCCUUGUUUGGUAGAAACAGUAGGGACAAAGGGUUGUUUUAAAUUAUGUCAAAAGGCUAAUAUUGGGUGAAUGUUUAUGGCAGUGAAUUUGUUCACGUUGUUGAAUUUGCUGACAGGUUUGGUUGAAUUUUACAUGCUUAAUUUUUUUUUUUGUAUUUAUAUUUACACAAGUUCUUCAUUAUAUUUACCAUGUUGAAUACACAUUGAAGCAGGCCAUAUUGGUCUAUGCGUGUUUUAUGUAUUUCUGUAUGAAAUUGGGAAAUGCUCUAUGCCUAUCGAGGUAAAUGUCUUCAGAAAUAAAUAUUUUUAAUUACUGUA